ACGACCAGUAUCAAUCUUGGCUGGGUUUCCCUUACGGACGCGUGUUACUGGCGUCGCGGAUCCUCUCUACGCUCGAACGCGCUGGAACGCUCGCGUAACGUCGCUCGAGCCGCGAAAAAAGUGUCGUGACGUCGCCAUCGGAGUGCCAGAGGCCAAGAACGUUCAAGGAUAGUCUGAGUGCGUGGCGAGGAUUCGUUUCUUCCUGUGUUCCCAGCGAGUUUCCCUAUUCCUGAAGAUGUAACGUCGACGAAGCGAGAAACUAUCCGACGGCAGUGUCGCCAGUGAUCGAUUGUUCGUAAAUUCGCUAAGUGUCAGUGUCGGUAAAUUCGCUAAGGGUCGCUGGGUUUCUGUGGAACAGUGGAGGGCUUUUCUGCGUAUUGGGAGGACCUUGCCGUGCAGCGACGUGUAAAUGCUGUUGCAGCGGCGGCCAGCGUUUUUAUGAAUUUCGCAGACUUUGACAAAUCGAGGAUGGUCUCCCACGUUAUUCCUGUCGCUGGGGAGUUGCAACAGGGCAAUGGAGGAUUGGGCGUGGUAGGCCUGGAAGGGAUGCAGGACACUCAGCACUUGCUGAAGAUCAAACAGGAGCCAUUCCAGGUGUCCCCACCGUCCCCCCUGCCGUCUCUUCAUCAAGUGAGCAGCUUCGUGCCGGAGAUGCAGAACGGUUGCAUGGGUUCGAAGGAGUUGGACGGGUCGGUGAGGCUGGCGAAGAACCUGACGUCGCACCACGGCUCCCGCGGUCAUUACCACUCUCACCACGGGCUCCACAGUCCCAGCUCGUCCGUGUCGAUGCAUUCGACAGGGUCCGGUCAUCAUCACCAGGAGGAGAAGGGCUCGUCCCCCACGAGCGGGCUCCACAGCACCACGAAUAGCAAUCCUCCGACGCCCUCGGCGCCCUCCGUGCCCGCCACGUCCUCGGACGUGUCCGCUGCCAACUCGGGAAGCGGAAACGACGCCGGGAGCGCCAACGACGCCGCGAACAAGAAGCCACCGUUCAGCUACGUCGCCCUGAUCACGAUGGCGAUCCAGAACACCGCUCAGAAGAGGGCGACGCUCAGCGAGAUCUACGCCUACAUCACCGCCAGGUUUCCCUACUACAAGAUGGACAAGAAGAGGGGCUGGCAGAACUCCAUCAGGCAUAAUCUGUCCUUGAACGAGUGCUUCGUCAAGGUCCCCCGCGACGGAGGCGGCGAUCGCAAGGGCAACUUCUGGACGAUCGACCCGCAGUCCGAGAACAUGUUCGAGAACGGCAACUUCAGGAGGCGUAGACGCAUGAAGCGACCCUACAGGAAUACGCCCUAUCAGAAACCGCUGUUCGACCCCUUUUCCACCACGCACGUCCACCUGGGCCCUAGGAACCUGUUUGCCCACUCGCCACCGUCCUACGCACCGCCUCCGUACACCAGAUACGACACCAGUCCCUGGAGCAUCCAGCAGUCGCAGCUUUCGUACGGCCACUGUCAAUCGCUCCAACCGCAGCUGCAGCCGAUGCAGUCGAUGCAGAUCCCAACGAUGAACGGCUACGGUCAGUUGGGCACCUCCUUAAGCAAUUACCUGGAUGUUCCAGGUGGGACGUCGAGUUCUCCCAGCUCCAUGGGCAGUGGCUCCUUUAGCAGCAGCUUCACGCCCUGUGCCAGGCGACACGACACCGCCAUGUCCACCGAGACGAUGCCUGCCAGAUGCUACUGGCCUGAAAAGACUCUCGUUAACAUUCGAAUGGUGGUAGUGAUAGGACUACUUUGUACCUUAUCGCAGUUUGUGUAUACAUCACAUAGUAAUUGGUGGACAUCAGUAUGCAACACGAUGAAGUUGAAAUACUCUUUGCUGUGCAACAUAUGUACAUGUAUUCUACUUAACUACUACUUUAUAUAUUUAGUAAAUUAAAUUAACAUACAUGGAAUAAUACACCG
This is a messenger RNA of Hylaeus anthracinus, 1907 nucleotides long. RefSeq names its product forkhead box protein D1-like. The transcript is spliced from 9 exons. Bases 439 to 1881 code for a protein of 480 amino acids. Gene Ontology annotation, biological process: regulation of transcription by RNA polymerase II; anatomical structure morphogenesis; cell differentiation. Lineage: Eukaryota; Metazoa; Arthropoda; Insecta; Hymenoptera; Colletidae. Gene Ontology annotation, molecular function: RNA polymerase II cis-regulatory region sequence-specific DNA binding; DNA-binding transcription factor activity, RNA polymerase II-specific. The record is from RefSeq and is a predicted model, not a curated record.